Belonocnema kinseyi is the source of this 2893-nucleotide messenger RNA. RefSeq names its product PAX-interacting protein 1-like. Lineage: Eukaryota; Metazoa; Arthropoda; Insecta; Hymenoptera; Cynipidae. The record is from RefSeq and is a predicted model, not a curated record. The transcript is spliced from 4 exons. Bases 43 to 2058 code for a protein of 671 amino acids.
GUAAAAGUACUGAUCCUCCUUGGAGAGAGCACAGACAGCAUCAUGCACUUGAAAUUUGCAGUAGUCCAACUCAUCCUAUGUGUCUCUGUGGCUUUAGCCACUGGGGAUUUGGAGUCUCAACCUUCAAAUCUUCAUGAAGCACCUCCUGUUAAAUUAGACAAAACUCUUCGACGAGCCUUGCUGAAAGCUCUUUCUAACCUGGAAGAAAAAUCUGCAGAGGAAAAUGCGAAUGAAGAAUCACAAGAAGAAUUUUUAAUGGAUGAACCAAGCCCCAAAACUUUCGACGUUAUUGAUAAAAAGGAACUGGAGAAGAAUUUUGGAAAAUCGACAUUUUCCUUCAGUAAUUUUCCCAAUGAUGACGAGACUGUCAGUGAGGACAAACUUCAAAAUUCCAGCUUCAUCGAAAUCGAAAAAUUCGUCUCUUCUAAUUCUCCUGUGACCUUGAGAACAGUAGGCAACAAGCCGGAAAAAUUCCUAAAAGUUUUUCAGGAUACAGAUUCAAUCUCUCCCGAGAAAUCGGCAAAGAUCUACAAAACGAAGCAAGAUCAAGUGGGUCCCAGGAGUGUAAAAUCCUUAAAUCCUUCUUCGGCCAACGCAAUUGAAACCGCGACAUCCAAAUCUACACCACAAUUCACAGAAACUCUCAUAAGGAGCGAAAGCAAUGGUAUCGCAACCGCAAACGCUCUCGUCUAUCCAAAACCUACAGUCUCAAGUCCCACGGUUCCCCCAGUUACAAAUAUCACCACAACUUCUCCUAUACCCAACAAGGAAGAAGAAGACGUCGAGAAUGUGAAAAUCUUUCAGGCACCUUUGGUUGCUGCCUUCACUGUUCAACAAGACGAGCGAGGAAUUCCCAAAAGUGUAGUUCCCAUUUACAGGCCAUCGGGAGAUGGACAGGCCUUGACUCUUCAGGAGCAAUUAGACUUUAAACAGAAGCUGCUUGAAAAACAACUCCUGGAGCUUCAACAACAGCAAGUGAAACAAACCCAAUUUUUGUUGAGGCAACAGCAGGCUUAUGAGGAACAGUUGCGUCAGAAACAACAGCAGGAGAUCUUCCUUCAGAAUCAUGCGAGGCUGAAGCAGCUUCAGGACCAUGCCAGGUUGAAACAACUUGAAGAACAGAGACAGAAACAGUUUGAGGAUCAAAUUCGUCGGAAGCAAUUGGAAGAACAAAGAUUCUAUCAGCAGAGGCUUCAACAACAGCAGUUGCAACAACAACAGCUUAAGCAACAACAGCAGCUUCAACAACAGCAGCAGAUUCAACAACAUCAACAGAUUCAACAACAACAGAUUCAACAACAACAGUUGCAGCAGCAGCAGCUUCCUAUCGAGCAAAACAACGUUUUGUCUUUUAAACAACCUUUCAAGAGCAACAAUGUUCAUCUUCAACCGAGUAUCAGCUUGGAAGUUCCUCAUGACACGCCGGCAACUCCAUUCCAAACGCAAUUCCAGGAACAACUUCGAACACAACAAUUGAGACAACAUCAACAGCAGCAGCUUCAACAACAACAACUGCAACAACAACAGCAGUUGCAACAGCAGCAACACUUACAGCAACAUCAGUUGCAACAACAGCAACAGCUGCAUCAAAGUCAUCAACAACAAAAACUCCAGCAGAGCUUUCCUUCUUUCUCUUCAGACUUACACCCUCCGAUUGCGUCAGCAACAAGGUUUAACAGGCAAGAGGCAUUUGGAUCGGUUGGAAACUUUGGGUUCAAUGUUGAUAAUAGAUCACCAGCCGGGAACACCUUUGCUAUCAACAGCGUCCAACAAAGAAGCCCCCAAAGCGUCAUCUACAACCAGUUUCCCCAAUUCAGACAAUCUAGACCUGCAACAUCAUCAACACCAGCAAAACAAAUUCAACAUCUCCUCUAUCAAUCCGGCAUCGCCAAUGAACUUCAAAGUGGCGCCCAAGGUUUUCCCGGAUCUCAGGAGGACCUUAACAUCGUCUCGAAAGUCUUGGCCUUGAACGUGGGUGCGGUGCCUUCAUCGAACAAUCUCCAGUUAGCUGGAAGUCAGCGAGUUAAUGCAUAUGCCAGGGCACCAAGUGUCGCGUGAAGCUCGAGGCCCACGACCUCCAUUAUACGCGGUGCCCCUCUGUCAAGUCAUGUAAAUCGUUAUACGAGCUGAUGAUAUUAAUAAGGUGAAAUCGAGUUCUCUCCUUCUCACGCUCAACAAAAUAUAUAUCUCCCGCGCAAUUCGCAUCGAUACGGCCAUGCGGCAAAGCAGCGAUACGUUUCAUGCCGCACUGCGCCGUUGCGUUGUUGGGAUGUCUGAAGAUUUAAGAUGUCUUCACAGGCUCUCGCAAACAAAAUGAACCAGUGACUGACUAAUCGCCGUUGGUCGAUGUCUAUUGUGGAAAACAACGUAGACAAGCGCCCGUGUGAUUUAUCAUCAGAAGUCUUCGCUAUAACAGAUGAUAAUGGGACUGAAACUCGUUUCGCAUUAGCGGAUUAUAAUUAUUAUAGACUAGAUCAGGAUUAUUCCGAGGGUGCCAUUAAAAAUUAUUCUGUUGUGCUGUAAAAUAUUUUUACGAUAAAUGGUUAUUUUAUGGUCGAUCCAGAACGUUUGAACAGUCCGUACGUUCAUGUACGUUUCUAACAUAGUUAUGCCUAAGCGUACGAAACGGGCAAGGGGAAGGGCGAGUUGGAAAGGGAAGGGGACGUGGCAUGUGCUCGAACAUAUAGACACUACCUUAUUGUAUCGGUAAGGAAAGUAUUUCUAAAGGACUUUCAAGAGUGACAGAAAGCAGUGGAGUUAAUUUUGCCGACACAUCUGUAGCGAAAAAAGUUCUACAGAUAAUUUAUUAUUAUUUAAUUAAUCAUUAAUUUUCACACUUUUCUCGUGAAGCUAUUCAAUUAACUAUGAAAUACUAAUAAAUUAUAUGCAAAAA